This is a messenger RNA of Microthlaspi erraticum, 582 nucleotides long. The record is from the annotation of a GenBank genome assembly. NCBI's taxonomy places the organism in Eukaryota, Viridiplantae, Streptophyta, Magnoliopsida, Brassicales, Brassicaceae.
AUGUUAAGAAGUGGUAAACUGCUACCUAAUAGAGAUGGUUCACCUCAGAUCAAUGUGGACAUCGAUGGCGAGGAAGGGGACGAUUUAGUUGAGUUUGAAAACAUCACUGCACCAAACUCGAUCGAGCCAGAAUCUAACCAUGAACCAGAACUCAAUCGAGCCAGUGAACCAGAGCCUGAAUAUGACAAGGCUGAACUCGAUCGAGUUACCAAGCCAGCUGACAGAGUUAGUCCCAGUCUGCCUGCUAAGUCUGUUAGUAAGAAGAAGGACACUCCAUUUGUGCCACCAGCCUACAAACCCCCUUUGCCUUUCCCAGGAAGGUUCAAGAAACAGUUGAUGGAAAAGCACAAGGCUAUAUUUGAUGAAAUAAUGAAGGAGAUUGAUCUGAAGCUGCCUUUUAUUGAUGCACUAAUGCUCAUUCCACCUUACAAAAAGUUCCUGAAAGAUGCUGUUCUUCAAAGGACCAAGGAAGCUCAAGGGAUGGUAGUUCUAUCCCAUGAGUGCAGUGCAAUCAUCCAGCGCAAAGCCAUCUCCGAUAAGAAGAAAGAUCCAGAGAGUUUCACGCUACCUUGCACGAUAUGA